Messenger RNA from Theileria annulata, 849 nucleotides. RefSeq lists its product as uncharacterized. The transcript is spliced from 7 exons. The record is from RefSeq and is a predicted model, not a curated record. Lineage: Eukaryota; Apicomplexa; Aconoidasida; Piroplasmida; Theileriidae. Bases 1 to 849 code for a protein of 282 amino acids.
AUGAUAGUAGUAAAAUGCCAAGAGGAAGAAAGUCAAAUAUAUUACUUAAUAUACUAUAUUUUAUUUAAAAAAUUAUAUUUAUCUGUGCAUACUGCUUUAGAAGUGAUACGUGAUCAGGAUAUUGAGGAAGAUUGUAUAAUAUUGGAGAAAUUUGGUAUUCCUAUUCCUCCCAAAGUAUUAAAUUUUGAUUUCGGUCCUGGGUUAACCCAGUUUACCCUUGUUAUGAGUGUAUUUUCUAAAUAUUCCGAAUUUCUUUUAAAAUCAAUUGAGGAUUCUAAAGAUGAACGAUUUUUAAAAAGGAAAAUCAUGUUCACCAAGCUGGUUAAAGCUAUAAAUUUGAAGUUUAUUUGUUCAUUUCGCUGGAAAUAUUUUGAUACGGUCCUUUUAAAACGAGUCAAGGAAUAUUUAAAGAUUUAUAAAUCGUUGUGGCAAGAACAUUGUAAAUCUAUGCAAAGGUUACUUGGGGAGUGGAAUGAAGCUACUUGUAUAACUAAAGUGUAUGGGCUUGAACAGACAAGCGAAACCAAUAUUUCGUCUGUUGUAUCCAAAUUAAACGAACUAGUAGAAGAGUGUACCUCAGAGCCAGACCCCAAAGCCCACACAGCUGAAGAUAACUCAAAACUUGACCAAAAGUCCAGUGAAUUGUUAAGGGGAGUGGUAGUGGACGACGAGUAUAAGGAGAGUAUAGAAGUGUUGAAGAGUAAAAUAGAAAACUCACGAUUCACGAGGACUAAUCAGUUACAGUUAAUGGUCAAUAGAAUCAUUGGAAAAUACGAAGAAUUACUAAAUAAAGUUGAGGCGCAUAAUGAUUCACUGGUAUUUCGUUACUUAUUCCUCAAAUUCACCUAG